AUGAUCAUUGGCAUACUAUCAAUACAAAUGGCUGGUGCUGCAUAUUGUCCAUUGUCACCAAGAGAUCCUGUAGAUCGAUUGAAGACACUCAUCAAACAAACUAACAGUCGUCUAGUUUUUGUUCAGUCAAUGACACAACAUCUAUUUGCAUUUGCUCCUUUACUCAUCAACAUCGAUGAUUAUUUGAGAAUGGACUGUCAAGUAAACUAUUACAAUGAAGAUCACCUAUCAUGUGUACCAGUGACACCAGAUAAUCUAGCAUAUGUCAUCUUCACUAGUGGAUCAACGGGAACACCAAA
Rotaria sordida is the source of this 299-nucleotide messenger RNA. NCBI's taxonomy places the organism in Eukaryota, Metazoa, Rotifera, Eurotatoria, Philodinida, Philodinidae. The record is from the annotation of a GenBank genome assembly.